GUGUGUGUGUGUGUGUGCCAGAUGCCUGGAGUGUGUGUAUCGUGUGUGUACGGAGUAGGGGUGGUGCUGGUGUUGUGGGCGGGGCAAGUGGAAGUCUACCGGGCGCGUUACCCUGACGACGACACUGAGGAACACAGAGGCUAUCGGGAUAGCAGGGGUGCUGAGUGCCGCCGCUGUUGUGACCCGGGAGAGGAGCCCCCCCACCACGGACCCCCCCAGAACCUCCGAGUGGUACCCCAAAUAAACAUCACUAUCCUGAAAGGUGAGAAAGGUGAUAGCGGUGAGCGCGGGCCCUUCGGUAAAGCAGGCAAAGCGGGUCACAGUGGCCCCCCUGGAGCCCCCGGCCUAAAAGGUGUGAAGGGGGGCGUGGGACCGCAGGGGGAGGCCUGCAAGUCGUAUUACGCAGCCUUCUCAGUCGGACGCAAGAAAGCUCUACACUCCAACGAAUACUAUCAGACGCUGGUGUUCGAUACCGAGCUGGUUAACCUCUAUAACCACUUCAACAUGUUCACGGGGAAGUUCUUCUGCUACAUUCCAGGAGUCUACUACUUCAACCUCAACAUACACACUUGGAAUCAGAAAGAGACGUAUCUGCAUGUUAUGAGGAAUGAGCAGGAGAUGGCCAUUCUCUACGCGCAGCCCAGCGACCGCUCCAUCAUGCAGAGUCAAAGCAUCAUGCUGGAACUCAAUAGGGAUGACCAGGUCUGGGUACGCUUAUUUAAAGGCGAGAGGGAGAACGCCGUUUUCAGCGAUGACUUUGACACCUACAUCACCUUCAAUGGUCACCUGAUCAAGGCCCAGAGCGAAGGAUAGGAUUGGCUGUCGCCAUGGAUAUGCCCCGCCCCUCAACAACGACACAGCCAAUGGGAACACAGGCCUCACUGCCAGUAGCCAAUCAUUACACACACUCACACACACACACACACACACACAUAC
This is a messenger RNA of Engraulis encrasicolus (European anchovy), 936 nucleotides long. Its product is annotated as complement C1q tumor necrosis factor-related protein 1-like. The record is from RefSeq and is a predicted model, not a curated record. Lineage: Eukaryota; Metazoa; Chordata; Actinopteri; Clupeiformes; Engraulidae. The transcript has 7 exons. Bases 22 to 813 code for a protein of 263 amino acids. Gene Ontology annotation, molecular function: protein binding.